AUGGAUAUCCUUAGCCAGCAAAGCAGAUCCCGAGCAAAACCAGAGUUUCAGGCAAUCAUUUUAUCCGGAUUUGGCUCUCAACUGGGCCCACUUAUCGAGCCUCACGGAGAUGAGCCAACACCAAAGGCGUUACUUCCUGUAAAGAAUAAACCUCUCUUAUCGUACGGACUUUCGUGGCUGGAGGAGGCAGACGUCAAAGAUGCGCUCAUAGUCUGCCCUCCGUCUCAUGUACGUGCAUUGACGGAUCAUUUCCAAGCGACUUCACCGGUCCUCAAUGUCAAAAUCCAUGCGUAUGAUCCGGACUCGGAUGGGACGUCGUCUACUGUAUCAAUCCUGAAGAAGCUUACGCCUAGAAUCCAGUCCGAUUUCAUUGUCCUCUCUUGCGACUUUGUCCCCUCUCCUGAGCUGCAUCUCAGCAGUCUCCUCAACUUGUGGAGAGUCGAUAGCAGUGAGGCGAUCAUGGCGUCCCUAUUCUACGAGGCAAGCGAGGAAGCGCAGAAGCGUAAAGACAAACCAUUGCCGAAUACCAUAUAUAAGGAGUCGAGUAUAUUGGGUGUCGCAUACGACAAGGGAUCUGAAGUGCAGAUACCCAUGCAUCUCCUAACCAAAUUUGGCCGAUGUCGUGUAACGAGCCAGCUUGCCGACUCUCACGUUUACGUCUUCAAGCGUUCCGUGCUGGAGCUUCUGCCUUUAGUACCAGAGUUCAAGUCCAUUAAGAAGGAUCUGGUUCCAUUUCUUUGCUCGUUACAGUAUUCGCGGACGCGGAGAAAUAAAUUCUCCCACAUCCUGACCCCUCCACAAAAAGUCACCACAGCGGAGAACGUCCAGGAUAAGGGUGAGAUCAGUGUAUUCACUGCGCUGCAAUACUCCACCACACAGGAGCUUGAUUUUCGUACCAUGUCAGCCACAAUUCCUGCCAGAGCACGAACACCAACAAACGCCCAAAAGAAUGCUUGGGACGAUGAAGGGAGCUCAACUGAAGAAGCUAGUGAAGGAGACAUUGAUGAAGAUGAACCCACGUUUGUCCCAUCUCUUCGCUGUGCCUUUCUGGUCCAUAAACGGAGCAAAGACGGCGUGACAUGUGGACGUGCGAACAAUCUGUCAGCAUAUCGCGAACUAAAUCAAGGGUUACUGAAGCACUCUUCCCUCGAGCCCAAAGGGGUACGCGACGGUGUCGACCCAAAGGCGCAAAUAUCACCAAAUUCUGCCUGGGAGGUAUCCAGCAGAAUCGGAGAAGGCUCGAUUGUGGCCUCGAGUGCGAUCGGUCAACACUGUGUGAUAGGGAAGCAAGUCCGUAUCGUCAACUCGGUGAUCAUGAACCAUGUCGAACUUGGUGACGGUGUGAGGAUUGAAAACUGCAUCCUCAGCAGCUACACCAAAGUCGGAGAGAAGACGGAGCUCAAAGAUUGUGAAUCAACUCCUGGUGCAGAGAUACCUGGAGAAAAGAGUUACAAGAGCACUCGCUUGGACGGCAAAUCUUUCAAGACGAUGUCUAGCAGCACAUAA
Molecule: messenger RNA, 1506 nt
Organism: Serendipita indica DSM 11827
Lineage: Eukaryota; Fungi; Basidiomycota; Agaricomycetes; Sebacinales; Serendipitaceae
Source: the annotation of a GenBank genome assembly